ACUCCUCUAGAACGUUUAGCUACCCAGGCAGAAACUCGGUGAUUCAUAGAUUCUAUCCAUACCUAACCUGGUCCAGCAGACGCUUAGACAGGAUCGAUUGCAAUGAAUCGUUUGCGGGACUUAAUAUUUUUCUGUCACCUUUUCCAGAUUGGAUUCAGAUGGUGUCUAGGUCACAAUGAUGGAAAAAUGGGCGACAUAGAUUUCAAGUGUCCAAGCGGAUCUAAGUUUUACCAAGGUUACUGCUUCAGAAAAGAGAAGGUUCCGAUGACAUGGAAACAUGCUAAGACAGCCUGUUUACGAUCUGGCAUGUAUCUGGCCUGGAUAGAGGAUGGCAUUGAAAACGAGUAUGUCGCCACCAACGUGAUGUUUGAUGUGAACCAGUACUGGAUUGGUUUGUCUAAUACAUCUUCAACGGCAGGACAGAAUAAAGUCUCAUGGUCCCAGUAUAGGAUGUCUGAAAACAAGACUAUUCCAGUGUACAAAGGACUGUGGAAAAACCUGCAACCAGCUGAUUUCAUAGAGGAGAAUAAAUGUGUUUCCACUCGAAAAGAUAAAUAUGACAAUCACUGGACAGUCACAAACUGUAGAAAGAAGCUUCCAUUUGUUUGCAAGCUUAUGGGAGCGCCUAAACCUCAUGAUAUAAUAUUUUGUGGAAAUGGAGGUUACAUUCAUAAGAAGUGGAAGUGUGAUGGACAGAAUGACUGUGGAGACAUGUCUGAUGGAAUUGAUUGCUGUAAGAGGACAUUUGCUCUUUAUCUAGAGACCAAAUUUAGCAAUUCAAAUAAGGCUUAG
Molecule: messenger RNA, 792 nt
Organism: Magallana angulata
Lineage: Eukaryota; Metazoa; Mollusca; Bivalvia; Ostreida; Ostreidae
Product: snaclec jerdonibitin subunit beta-like
Exons: 6
Coding region: 103-792 (229 amino acids)
Molecular function (GO): protein binding
Source: RefSeq, a predicted model, not a curated record